AACACUGCGUGCUUGCAGAUUUCUGCAGCUUUUUUGUCUUGAACUGUAUUCGUUUUAGACGAUUAACGUUGCUAAGUAUUACUGGUGGUUUUCUAUCUGGUAACUGGUAAACUGUGGUUUACGGGCGGGAGUUAAAGCGCCGUUUUUAAAUAUAGAGAAGUGACAGCGAAAACAACACAGAUUACGUUGUCUGUGGUUUACGCUAUUGGAAUCUUUAAGCGGACCGCUCCCUAGGGGCGCGAUGAACCACCCCGCCAUGUCACAGUCUACCCCCCUGUUCCCGAACCUCGGUGCCUUGGCUGGCACACCAGCUGCUCUGCCAGCCUCCGACAUGGAGCUACAGAAGAUGCUUAUUGACGAGCGGAUGCGAUGCGAGCACCAUAAGACCAACUACCAGACCCUGAAGGCCGAGCACACCAGGCUGGAGCUGGAGAACCGCAUUUCCGAGCUGGAGCAGCAGAGGGCGCUGCAGGAGGCGGCGGGGAGCUCCCAGAAGGAGGAGUGGGAGGAGCGCCUCCGAGCCGCACAGCUGGGGGAGGAGACCGCCCGCAGGGAGGCGCACAGCCUGAGGGUCGAAGUUCAGCAGCAGGGGCUGCAGCAGGAUGAGCUGACGCGAGAGAAACAGGAGAAUGAAGAACUCAGACUGAGAAACCAGGAGAUGAGCGUGCAGCUGGGCACGCUGGGCCGCUCGGAGGCGGAGCUGCUGGAGGCCAAUCACAGGCUGCGCGAGAUGCUGGACCGACUGAAGGAGGAGCUGAGGACCGCUCGCAGCCAGGCCGAGAAGGCCCAGCACGAAGCAGAGAGGGCGCUGGAGGAACAGCGUGUGGAGUGGCUGGAGGAGAAGCACAAGCUGCAGGAGAGGGACACUGAGCUGCAGGAGAAGUACAGCCAGGCCAAGGAGCGGCUGCAAAGAGCUGCGCUGGCGCAGAAGAAUAAGCCCUCUGAUGACUUGUUCUCGCCAGAGAAGAGUGAACUCGGGAGUCAGACCGCUGCUUCUGCGACAGGCGUGUGCUCUGACUCCUGGAGAAUAACGCAACGGACGAUGCAACCGUUUUCACCCCGACGGCGUGGGCAGUUACCAUCGCGUGAAACGCGCGACGAUGUUUAUUCUACAAAUGGACAGGAAUGGUCUGGGUGAACAUGAGGUCGGUCCUUCUGAAUCACAAAACGAAAGCCUACCGCGUUGAAGUUCUGCUGCAAGUACUUGUAGAUUUCUUGCAGUGCGGCCGUUUCGUUGAAUUCAUUUUCGUGUUUCUGAAAAAAGCAAAGCAAACGGUUAGCAGGAAAAAAGCUCUCACCACCUACAGUAUCUCUUACUGUCCCGUUAUCUUGAUGUCAAAUUCAUGUUCACGCUGCCAACCAGACCUGGGUCAAAUACGUAUUUGUUUUGGAUUCAAAUUCUUUUCUGUGCUCUAUUGAUCUUGCCUGGUGUAACUGAACCUGCCAACAUGACCAGGGUUUACACUUUUUCUGGUGUAUUUAAUUGGUUCCAAUACACCAGACAAGAUCAGUAAAGCAUAGAAAAGUAUUUGAAUCCAAAACAAAUGCGCAUUUGACCCAGGUCUGCUCCCAAC
Molecule: messenger RNA, 1574 nt
Organism: Anguilla rostrata (American eel)
Lineage: Eukaryota; Metazoa; Chordata; Actinopteri; Anguilliformes; Anguillidae
Product: centrosomal protein of 83 kDa-like
Exons: 7
Coding region: 242-1138 (298 amino acids)
Biological process (GO): cilium assembly; establishment of centrosome localization
Cellular component (GO): centriole; centrosome; ciliary transition fiber
Source: RefSeq, a predicted model, not a curated record